Passer domesticus (house sparrow) is the source of this 14692-nucleotide messenger RNA. Its product is annotated as probable G-protein coupled receptor 19. The record is from RefSeq and is a predicted model, not a curated record. The transcript has 3 exons. Lineage: Eukaryota; Metazoa; Chordata; Aves; Passeriformes; Passeridae. Gene Ontology annotation, molecular function: G protein-coupled receptor activity. Gene Ontology annotation, cellular component: plasma membrane. Gene Ontology annotation, biological process: G protein-coupled receptor signaling pathway. Bases 803 to 2032 code for a protein of 409 amino acids.
AGACACGGAGAGCAGAUUUGACUCACGAGGAGAAAUAUCAUGAGAACAGUGUUAGCAACUCUGCCUAUUUUAACAACUUAGAAAGGCCAUUUUAUUCUUAUACCAGACUUCCACUGCUCUUCAGUACUGGUCAAGACAUUUUAUCUGAUUAUUCUUCUAUGAGGCUUAAUUUGUACAGCUGGCUAUUUUUAAAUGGCACAUACUUCUGCAUGGCAAGAAGGGAAAUUAAGGAAGAAAAUUAUCCCAUAAUGUUCUUUUCUAUCUAGUUAAUAGCCUCCACGUGUAUUAUUUUAUUACAGAUAAUUCUAACAGGUAAUUUAGCAGGUUGCACUGGCAGUGCAUCCUGCCACUCUGCCAGACACAGUAGCCCAAAUGCCCUGCCAACAGCAGGAUUUCUCCAGGGGGGCAGAUCCAUCCAAAGGAGGGUGGGGAAAGACAAGCAGGAGCCCUCUGAGAAAUCAGGAAUCAUCUGCCAGGCACAGCCACUAAGAAAACAAAGAGGGAAGGCAACCAAGGAUGAGGGGAAGGCAAGGCCAGGCUGGGCAGCACCCACAGCACUCCAGCAGAGGAGGGGACAAGGGGCAAUGUGUGACCUGCUGACAGUGCCCCUCACAUGGCACAAACAGCCACAGCUAAAACCAACCCAACCAUCUGGCUAAGCUCAACAAUGGAAACUAUCUAGCAAUAUAGGCAUAGAACAGGAGGCCACACCCGUCACAAUCUGUGGUGUGUCUGCCAGGAGGGUGCAGGAGAACAAUUUCACACAGCCUGAGCAAAAGAUGUAGCCGAGUUUGCUCGCAGCAUGGAUAACAGCAGUGGCCCUGUUCUUCUCCUUACCUUGCUGCUGCUGCAGAACACGAGCAGCCCCAAAGCCUCCUCCCCUCCUGCUGGCUCCGAGAUGGCAGAACCUCCAGCCCCAUGCACGGGCCCCAGCAGGAACCACUCUCUGGUAGAGUAUGGGCUGAGGCCGGGGGAAAUCACAGCUGCCAGCGUGCUUUGGGGAGUGCUGUGGCUGACCUCCGUCUUGGGAAACUUCCUCGUGUGCUUAGUGAUCCACAGGAGCAGGAGGACGCAGUCCACCACCAACUACUUUGUGGUGUCCAUGGCCUGUGCCGACCUGGUGAGCAGCGUGGGCAGCGCGCCCUUCCUGCUGCUGCAGCUGAGCUCGGGGCGCUGGGCGCUGGGCAGCGGCGUGUGCCGGCUGGCCAGGUACCUCCAGUACCUCACGCCCGGGGUCCAGACCUACGUGCUCCUCGCCAUCAGCGUGGAUCGAUUCUACACCAUUGUCUACCCCCUGAGCUUCAAAGUGUCCAGGGGGAAAGCCAAAAAAAUGAUUUUGGCCUCCUGGCUCUGUGGUGCUCUGUUUGCAUCGCCGGCCUGUUUUCUCUACGGCUCCAACAGCGACCAGCACUGCAACUUUUUUCUCCCCAGUUCUUGGCAAGGAUCUGCCUAUAGUAUCAUCCACCUCCUCUUGGUGUUUAUGAUCCCAUCCCUCUUCAUUAUCUUCUUUUACCAGAAAGUCAUUAAGUACAUUUGGAGAAUAGGCACGGAUGGAAUGACUGUCAGGAGAACAACAAAUAUUGUUCCAAGAACAAAAGUGAAAACCAUCAAGAUGUUCUUAAUGUUAAACUCGGUAUUUCUUCUGUCCUGGUUGCCUUUCUUCAUGGUACAGUUGUGGCACCCAGAGGAAACAGACUACAGAAAGAGCUCCUUGCUUUUCCUGGCCAUCACCUGGAUCUCUUUCAGUUCCUCAGCCUCUAAGCCAACCCUCUACUCCAUCUAUAAUGCAAACUUCAGAAGAGGAAUGAAAGAAACUUUUUGCAUGUCUGCCAUGAAAUGCUAUAGAAGCAACGCAUACACCAUCACCACCAGUUCCAGGAUAGCAAAAAAAAAUCAUGUUGGUAUUGCAGACAUUCCAGCUACAGCCAAAAGUGUCACCAAAGACUCCACUUAUGAUGCUUUUAACAGAGAAGCCAAGGAAAGAAAGCUUGCCUGGCCUAUUCCGUCCAAUCCCCCAAAUACCUUUGUCUAGUGGGCUGCAUUGUUUUGAAAAGUGACUCUGUACCCCAGAAGAAGGAACUUUCUCUCCUUUGGAACUGAUGUAUAGCUUUGUAUUUUUAACCCAGAUUUGGGGGGGAAGGGGUGAGGGGGGAGAGGGCAGAAAAGAGAUGGUUUAUUUUAUUAAAUGCCUUGGGUUUGAUGUAUUCGUUCCAUUUAAUUUCAGUUACUCCAUUCUGCUUUGGGAAACCCCUCUCCUACAAUCACAAGCAGUGCUUAUCUGCAAAACAAGAGUCCUUACACUCUCAAUCUGUACGGAGAAAAGGGAAAGAAAGAAAAACUGCUUGUUUUAAUCCCUUUACAGGAUGGGCCACAGUGUAUAAAUGCCUAAACCCACCCAAAGCCAUCUAGGCUUCCUUCCACUGUGUCCCCACAAAUACAGUUGUGCUGGGGUUGUCCAUCCUGUUGAGAUCCCACAGGUAAGAUGUCCAAAUGAGGGCCCUUAUGGCUUCAGCCUGAGCCCACUGUGACAAAAUUCCCAGUGGUUGAGCAGGGUCAGCAUUGGGCCUCCUCACCUCUGACACUGGCUGUGUGUCCUGGUCUGUCCCCCUCUGCUGAGGCACGGCUGCAAAGAGUGGCCUUUCCAAACAGGAACACGAGCUCUGUAGUCCCACGCUGGCUUGGCAGCAUCUUCCACUGUUUGGGCAUGUUUGAAGAGGUCCCUAACAGGUGUCCCAGAGGACAGGACCUGCAGGGGACCUGUGGUUGCAGGUGGAGGUGACUCCUGCUGCUCUUUCUCUGCCAGCACAGCGAGAAAACAACCCAGUGGGAAUGGCUGGGUCUUCAGUCCUGCUGGGAUGGGGAAUGACACUGGAGACCAGGGGGAGAGGCAGGAGCUCCUUUGCAGGCCCCUGUCCCCCCACAGUGUUAACAAUCUCCUGGGGAAAAGGCACCAUGCAUGAGGGACAUGGGUCUGUGGGUUUGUACACCUUGGGUGCUGCCUCUUGAAGGAUGUGCUCUGGAGGCAAACUGGGUUUCCUCCCUAGGGGUGGCAGGUCCACUUGUAUCACUAGGAGGAGGUAACAACAUGGUUAGGUCCCAGAAGCUCUAGUUCAGUGCUAGAUCAGAAAUACAGAGGUGUCUUGAGCAUUCAGGCAGGAAAAAAAUCAUCUAAGAAGCAGAUUGAUUAUUGAUUGUGUUAUAGUUCAGGGGUGGUGUAGUCAGAAAUGAGAGAACAUGUGCUGGACUCUCACCACAUGUGAUGACCUCUUCGUGCUGCUUGAAAACCACGAGGUUCCCCAAGCUCAGCUAUGAUCCAUCUGACAGAGAGCUGGCAGCUCACAGACCCCUCCUGUCCUUUCCACCCCACUCCAACCCCUUUUCUUGCCUCGUGCUCACCAAUUUGCUGAUGUUCUCUACCCAUAAAGGUUGUGUGUGGUCAGUGCACAGGCAGGGUAACGUCUGUAGAUGGGGGUGAAAAGCAGGAGGAAGGACUGCAAGGGUCUGGCAGGCAAAGAAGAGAACCUAAUGAAAGGAAGAGGAGGAAGAAGGGACUGUAAACUGAGCCAUUCUCAUUUAAAAUGGAUCUUCUGAAUGAAAAUUUCUUCAUCCAAAAUCAUCUGUACUUCCUGAGAGCUUUUUUUUUUGUUUGUUUGUUUUUUCUUUCCCUCAGUUAUCAAUCUCAAUAAGGAUUGGCUUGAGUCUAUGUGGGGAAUAUUGAUCUAUUUUCUCAAUUCCCAUAGCAUUGCCCAAAGUACAGUAGCACACUUUCAGAAAACACAGGUAAACUAUUUCUCCUCAAAUUAGGGUAGCACUAGCAUCCUGUUGGUGAAUUCCCCUCACUCUGCUGGAUAAAUGUGGGCCAUGGAAGGACCAGCCCAGGCUGCUGCACCCCUUGCCUGCAAAGAUUUCCUUUCUUUAAUUCUUACAAAAUUAACAGGAGAGUUCUGCAGGGUUCAGAGUGGAGGCCUGUCCCUCCCAGUACCCAUUGUCUACUGCAGCCUUGGUUACUUGAGGACAGGCAGAGAAGGCAGAGAAGAUAAAGGACUCCUGACAUCCUCCCAGCCUCCAGCUGCCACUGGUAGGAGCAAACACCCUUCACAGGGUAGCUGCCAAACAGUGCUGCUGUUCUGUAAAUCCAGAGCAGGUCCAGAAUGACCUAGUCUCAAAGCCUGAAGGACAGGACAAACAGCCCCACUCUGCUUGCUCAGAGCCCAUCUGAGCAGAUUUCAGGAGCAUUUUGCCUGAGAACCAAGGUUUUGACCUCUUUUCAGUGGAGGAUCUCAAGUACUUUCUUCCUGUUCUUUAUCUUCUCAACUAGCUCUGACAAAUCCAGUACAUGGUGAAUAGCUGGUCCUCAUCCACUCUCUCUGGGCCAGUCUUGGGUUUAUAAACCUCUGUCACAAAUUCUCAGUUAUUUCUUUACCCAACUUUUUCAUUUCUUGCAUAGAAGUGGCUCCAGACCAGCCUCUCCUCAGAGCAUGGCCAAACAUCCUCGAGUCCAGGCUAUCAGAAGCCCUUCACACUCAAGGCAUCCUAAAAGCAUUGUGGACACUUUGAUCCCAGGUGUUCAAGAGGCAGUGUGCAGGAGUCAGCUACCCCUCCUCAUACUUUGCUUCAAAAUCUCCAGCUCCCUGCUGUCUUCUGGCAGGAGACAUCCCCAAUCACAACCCCCUCUCAGAAGGAUUAUCUUUUUUUUUUUCUGCUUUCAGAGCAAAUGUGGCACAUUUGGGUUCCUGUUCAUGCCUGGAGCCUGAAAGUGCUGCAGCAGUGAAAGUGAAUAGAACAAGAGCAGCAGGAACCACAGGGUGAAAUAAACAGGGCUGUUUGUGUCCCUCUGCCAUCUCAGGGAGCAGGAGCACACACGUGUUGGAGCCCCAAGCUGACAUUCCCUGAGGAGAAUCUCUGCUGGCACUCUUUUGCUGAGAAAUAAUCCUACAUGUCUGGUAAAAAACUUCCUUCCUCAUCCUCUACGACACAAAGUAGGGUUGGAAGAACCCUCACUGGCCACAAGAACACUUACAGUAUGUAUUUCACAAAUUCAGAAAUCCCCAUUAAAUAAGGAUCUGGUAUUUCUCAUUAAAGCCACUAGCAAAAAAACUCCCAUGAAUUAGGAGAUGAGAGGACCUUGAAAGUGAGUCAAGACCAGUAUUUCCUGUCUGGUUCAGAUUCUAACCUGGCUGUUUCUUGCUGAAACACCACCAUAUGCUUAGCUUUUCUUUGACAUUUAAUCACCUCUCACACAGCAAAAUCAGAUCUAGGCUAGACAGGCAAUUUCACAACAUUAUUUUCAAGUUUAGAUUGGAGACUGAAACACAACAGUUGUUCUUUUGAUUAGUAGUUUUAUUAAAGAAAUAAUAAAGGAACUGAAGAGAAUGAGCCCUGAGGUCACAGAGAACCACAGGUUCAUGGUUACCCAACGCCUGCUCAGAGUCCAGAGGCACACAGGACACUUGUUUCUUCAAGUCUACCAUGUUUCCCUUUCAAAAGGUUUUUCACUACAGAAGGUGGCCAGGAAAAGUCGAGGAUUGCCAUGACACACCAGCUAGGGACACAAUGUCCCCCAGCUGAAAGGGCUGGUAGUUCUGCACAGACAUUGUGGGCUCUAACCAGCCCUGCAACCAUGAGUUAAGUCUGGAGGCUGGGUCUCUUAAACCACCUUUCCACAUCAGUAAAAUCCCAAUCCCACUUGUAACAGAGUGAGCUUGGCUCUGCUUGCUGUGGCUUAUUUUAACCCAGACUGCACUGGUAAAAACACAAGAGCAAGGAGAAAGCUUUCUCACUCCUUCCAUGAUUUUAGGACAGGUGAUGGAUAAGUGGACAGGCGGGUUUAGGAUUUUGUAGCACCAAUGUCAGGUACCUCCUGGUUUGUCAAGGCCCCAGAAGUGCCAGAGACAGGAGGCAGAUCAUGAAUUAUCUAAGCAAGAAAUAGAAAAUUCUGUAGGAUUUGCCUGAUCAAUAUAGACACAAAACAAACAGAAUAAACUCCCAGUCCACAAACACGUCUCAAGCCCAUCUACAGAGGGGAGGUUCUGGGAGAAAGCACUCCUGGGUCUCUUGCCCAUCCAUUCCUUAGUUUUAAAUGUUUCCUCUGUAAGAACAUGAUACACUACCAACCAUUAGACUUUUUUUUUCCAUUAAGCAGACCCACGUUAAGUAGAAAUUCCAUCACUGCUGCUUAUACUUGGUAUUAAGUGGCUUGCCCUUGGGAAUUCCUAUUACAAAUUGUCCAAUUAUGUCUCUUCCUUUUUAUUUCAGCAGAAAGUUGGAUUUCCAGUUAAGUAUACUUAAAAAAUUUCCAGUUGAGGGGUUGGGGCUAGUGAGAAGCAGAGACUCAAUUCACUUGUACCUAUUUUUCCACCAGCCUUACGGAGGUGACACCAAAGUGGCUAUCACCAAUAAUUGGACUUAAGGGUUUCCAUAUGUCCACAUAAGAAUCCCCAGAGUUUUUUCAGUCCCCUCAACUCAACCCAUUUAAAUUCAGAUUUAACUGACAUUGAUUUAGGGGUUGGUUUUCCAAGGUGCUGAACACACGCCAUCAAUUGCAGCUGAAAUUCUGAGUGUUCAGCCCUUCUCAAUAUCAGAUCCUUCCUGUUUAAAAGAACAAAAAGCAGCCUUAAAGUUUAUUAAAGCCAGACCCACAUGCUCAAAGGAAGGGUUAUUAACUCCUUAAGUGAUUCUGUAAGUUAAUAUGUCUUUAUUAGUUGGCUCUUUUCAACUUAGCAAGUGUUGUGGAAUAGGCCAUUAUAAAUUACUGAGGCUUUAUUUGAACUGGCUUCUAGUAAAACAUAACACACCUACUGGAAGAUUGUUGUAUAAAUGUCACCUCCUGAUGAGCAGUCUGGACUAAACCACAGAUUUUUUUUAUUCUACACUACUGCUAACACACACAAAGUCUUUAAUUUGUUUCAUGAAACUGGUCCCUGGAUAAUAUUCAGAAGUGACAAAGAUGGCAAUAAUUCCAUUGUGCGCAGCAUCUCAACCAUUUUAGACCAGCUCUCAAUUUGGUCCUACAUUUGCAGGGGAAUAGAAAAAGAAGAAAAUAUUACACCACUAAAUAAUUAGAUUUGUUCCUGUUUCAUGCCUGGGCAGACACAAGCUUUUUCUCCACAUGCACCAGUAAAAGUAAGAGAUGCUUUUAGGGAAGAGGAACUGAUCAAGGACUUGAAUUUUUUUGAGGCCAUGUAGAAUGAGGCAGCAGAAGCCACAUACACAUGGAUGUAAUUACCCACCUAUUUCCAAAGGCACUACAGCUCUUCUCUUCAGCCCUGGAGAUUUACCAUCUCCACUUCUACAGAGUCCCUCCCCAUAUUGAUCCAAACACAGGAAGGAAAAUGAUUAAGAAAUAUCCAGAGUUAGCAAGAUUUCAGAUUAGCCACCAGCUAGCUGUAGAUGCAGCAGGAGUAGCCCUGAUUGCAUUAACUCCAUGCUGGGAGCUCAUCUGCCCUCUCUGGCUCUUUGCAAACUCUGAAACAGCUCUUUCCACAUUACUGACUUGAUCUUUCACACUCAGGGCAUCUUUAUCAGAAUCUUCAUUUUUGGGCUUGUACAGUUGUUUUUAGUUGUUUUUUUUUUCCCUGUAAGAGGGAUGCUGAGGAUGUAGCCCUCAGCACAACUGCAUCUUCAAAUAUUGCUUUCUGCACAUUUAACAUGUUUAUUGCCAGAAAAAAUUCCUAACCAGGUAACAAAUCACUAGAGACUGGUCUUUAGGGGAAAUAUUCAAUGAAAAGCAACUAAAGUUCCAUUUUUCUUUGAAGGGCAGAAAAGGAGUUUGCAGAGGGCUGGGCUUCCAAAUGCUACCUUAUCCACGAGAAACAAUUGCUGCCAAGCACUGGCCCCCACACUUGGCUCUUUCUUGUAGCCUGAUCACUACAGGAGAAACAUUACCAGCUAAGCUUUCCCUGUCCCUUGCUACAGUAGAAUUGUGUCCUCAAAAGCUCUCAGUGCUCCUUGGAAGGCUCCUGACAUCAGAAACAAAACUGGAGUGUACCAGUGUUGAUACUCCAGUCUUACCACCUCCAUGUAGAUCUUCCAACCAAGCAUGGCAGAAAAAUGGCACACAGGGAAAAAAUCAGCACUUAGAAGCAUCCUUGUCGAUCCCUGCACUUUUCUCCAUCCCUUACAAUUAACUUGAAAUUGAUAUUUUAUAAAAUUCUAAUUGAUAUCCGAAAAGAGUUAUAUGCUAAUAAAAGACAGGGGAAAAGAAGUUUUAGAGUAAUAAAGAAAAUAAUUUUAAUCCAUGCUUAACAGAUGAUAUUUAAAGUUACAACUGGUGGUCGUAUUUCUGACAGACUCAUGCUAAGCUGUAUUAGUAACAGGCAUAUUUGGUUUUUUGCAAAAUGCCCUAUUUCAUGCAAAGGAGAUGAUUGAGAAAAGAAAUGCAAGGUGAAUGCAAGCAAUCACAAGAGGCCAUUCAUCAUUCUGCCUACAUUUUUUUAUGAAUACAUUCACUGAACUGCAAUUGUGCUCAUUCCACAAGUAGCUCAGCACAGAGGGAUUAAAUCAGACAACCUUUAUAAUUGUUCUCCAGCUGUCAGCCAGCCUUUUUUAUCUGACAGCAUGUGUAGACAAUAUCAUUUCCAUUAAGAAUGGCAUUCAUUUAGUGGCAUUGGACUGAAAUGAUGACAUUAAGUGGAUAAUGCCAAAAAAAAUAGGUAAAAAAAAAAAAAGAUUACGAAAAUCCAAAAAGCUGAAACAGUUAAUUGGUUAAUUGGCUGUUUCUCAAACACCCACAGCAAGCAACAUUGGCUCCACUGGUGUACCAGUAAUUAAAAAGCUAAUUACUAUUUUAUUUCAGAAAGUGAGGAACCCUAACAAUAAAGUAAUAAGAAAUGCAACUUGCUGAAGUGAGAAUAGCAACACUGCUGUCAUCAAGAGAUCCCUGCAGCACCAUCACCUUGGGAAGGUUUGCACACAGACUUGUCACAAGAGUAAUUAGCUAAUUAGAAAGCUAUAAAAUACCUCCUUCCCCUUUCAGUAUCUGAAAUCCCAGAUAUGAUUCCAGAUUUAAAUGGAAAAUUAACACUAUUACUGUACUUACUUUGAUGAAACCUCUUCUGGGCUAUGUUCAUGAGAUAAAUGACUUUGGGCCAAAAUGUUUUUAAUUAAUUCCUCUCUUAACUCCACAGGCUGUUUCAGGUAUGUCAACCUAAACUGAACUUACUCUUUCAUUUGAAACCACUGCUGAAAAUGCUGGGCAACCUAGAAUUGUACAGAAAUACAAGUAAAAGAAUCAUCUAAAUCCCCAAGUUUCAAGUGCAAGAAGAAUGACACUUUGCAGAACUGUUUCAAUACACGCCCAACAUCUACUGAACAACUUCACUGCUGUCUGCUAAUGCUGUCACCUUCCUCCUGACCACAAAGCUCAUCAGAAUGCUUGAGCAAGCAAAAACCACUCCGGGGUGAGCCAGAACCAGCACUGCUUGUACUAGGCUGAGAAACAAGAGGGUCCUGUACUACAAAGGGUGAUGCUGUUACUCAGUACAGUGCAGAAGGGGCAUUUACACUGAUGUCACAGAGUUUGAAAUGCAGGAGGGGUGAGUUGGUGGUGUGGUACACAUGAGCAGAAGCACAAACUUGUAACCACAAGUUACAAGCAGAGUAACUCAGGGUUACCUAUUGUAUUUGUGGGGUGCCCUCGUGGCAGGAAGGAAUGAUGAAUCUGACUCCAUGUUCUCAGAAGGCUAAUUUAUUAUUUUAUGAUGCCAUAUUAUAUUAAAGAAUACUAAACUAUACUAUACUAAACAAUAUGGAAAGGAUACUUAGAGAAGGCUAAAGAGAUAAUAAUGAAAACUUGUGACUCUCCCUAGAGCCCUACACAGCUUGACCCUGAUUGGCUAAUAAGUCAAAAUAAUUCACAGCAGAAACCAAUGAAACAAUCACCUGUGCAUAAACAAUCUCCAACCACAUUCCAAAGAAGCAAAACACAGGAGAAGCAAAUGAGAUAAAAUUGUUUUCCUUUUUCUCUGAGGCUUCUCAGCUUCCCAGGAGAAAAAUCCUGGGUGAAGGGAUUUUUCAGAAAAUAUGAAUGCCACAGUUGCACAUACAUAGUCCUUUGGAAAAGGAACCCUUGACAGCUUUUGAAAAUAGCUGCCAGGCUAUGUGGGAAAGAAAGGAGAUCCACAGAAUAGUCUUUUUCUGUACCAAAGAAGGAAUGCAUUCCAAAAAAGAGAUUUCAAAGGGGAAAGGAAAGAAAAAGCCCAGAAAUGCAAAGAAGAAAACACUGACCUAGCAACAUGGCCAGGUCUGUGUUUGAUAGGGAGCAGGAAAGGACUGUUCUCACAUCAGUGGGCACUUGGAGCAUGCCACAGAAGGAUGGCAAAGUUGGAGGCCACUGCUGAAAUUCACUGCCUCAGGAACACCCAGCAUUGCUGCUGGCAGCACUGCUGAACUUCAGCACAAUCUAUUCUAAAAGUUGCCAUGAGAAAGAAGGUAUGGGAAUAAGUCACCCUUCAUGGGCUAUUUCUAUUCACACUGAACAGGCUGUCUCAUGAAAACACACAUUUUAUAAUACACAUUUAGUCCUUUAUUCACACGUUUAUUUAAUCAGCUGCAGCACAGCUAGGAAAGUCACCAACACCCACCCAAACAUACAGAGAUCAUACACAAGAAUUGCUUCAAGCAGCAGUUAGUGCUAGUAGAGUUGAUUAAACCAGUUUUGAUACAGGCUGACAUACAAAAAAGCAGAGUUAAUCUUGUACUAGUUGUGGAACAAAACUCCUACCUCCCAAGUGCUUUUUAUGGAGGAAAAAAAAAAACAAAGUGAAAAGGAGUUUAAGUUUUUUUUUUGUUUGAUUUUUUUUAUGAAGUGUUGCUGAAAAUCAUUAGCAUUUUCUAGUUGAAAUUUAAAGAUUGUUCAGAGCUCCAUCCAACCUGAUCUUGAACACCUCCAGGGAUGGGGCACCCACAACUUCUCUGGGCAAUCUGUUAUAGGCCUCACAGUAAAGAAUUUUUUUCUUGAUACCUAAUCUAAACCCUCUCUGUCAGUUUGAAGCCAUUGUCCCUUGUCCUGCCACUCCAGGCCCUUGUCAAUAGCCCUUCCCCAUCUUUGUUGCAGGUUCCCUCAGGUACUGGAAGGGAUAGACCUACAUACAAAAAUCUGUACAUUCCAUAAAUCAGCAUCAGUUGAAUUUUAGCCCACUGAUGUGCUAUUCAGAGUGGGACACCUCAGGUUUCACUGUGGAUUAGAAGCUUAUGCUUUCUCAUACAAAUUCACAAUGGAGUGAUGUAAGAAAUUAAUUUGUUGACAUAACUUUUGGAGCAAUUAAUGCUCAGUGACACAAAGAGUAGGAACUGACAAACUGGUAUUUUUCCCUGCUUACCUCCGACAGGGAUUUCUACAUCAGCCCAUCCUCUGUCACCCCUGCUGUAACUCUUGAGCACAAUGAGAAGGACUGUGGUUCUUCUUUCAGCUUUUCCUCUGCUUUCUCUGCAUUUUGAGACUAGUCUCAAACAUUCACUUCUUAUAUUAACAGUAAUUUUAUAGGUAGUUAUAGAGACUACAAUUUCUUGGGAAGCAGCAACUGGAGCUACGAUCCCAAACCUUCUCCAGCUCUUCAGGAAAAACUAGAUUCAUUACUAGGUUCAUCUUCACCCUAAUAUGUAGAAGGGAAAGAAAAGGAAAAACAAUCAGUCACAGGCACUCUCAAAGGUGGCUGAAAUUCAGCUUUCAAGAAAGAGAGAAGCUUUUUGAAAUCUGUCUACUACAUUAAAAUAAACCCCUGAUAUAAGUUAAGAUAGUAUUUGAAAAGCACUUAACAGGAUACUGAUUCUUUGACAAACAUUUAUUAUCAGACUGUGAAAGCAGACUGAUUACUUUUUUUUUUACACAUAAUUACAAAAUGUUCCCAGUUAAGUGAUGAGUCAAUUAAAUGUAUCCCCUUCACUGCAGGAUUCUGUGCAUGCAGCAUGUAUACAGCAAACAAAAAGGCAAGACCUACUGCACAUUUUUCUUAUGAAGCUGCCACUAUCUGGUCCAUCCUUGUGUUACACUCCCCAAAAGGAUUAAUACAACUGUACAGAGCUUAGUCCAUCAUCAUCCACUGAAUUCAGUCUUACUGCACUUAAUCCUAACACGAGUUCUGGGAUUGGUGUAAACACCAAAUAGCACAGACAGCAUAUUUUAAGACUGUGGACAGUUUCCAAGAUAUACCCACCUUCAGCUUGCCAAAUGAGUCUGGCUGAAGAUUAGAUUUCCAUGGUAAGUGGGAAAAUGAGGCAUUUCCAGGCUCAUUUCCUUUCUUCAGUACUUGUGAGAGAGAACUAGCUGUGCUCACUCACUGGAGGAGAAACAAGUCAAAGGCUGUACCCAGCCUACACAAAAUGAGGGCAACAACAUACCACCCUACAUUAUUUAGGGAACCAGAUGAGACUCCUGACCAGAGGACUUGCCUGUAUCACUCCUAGGAGCCACCCCAACAAGGAUGAAGAGUAUGAGCAUUAGAGCAGAAAACAAACAUGAACCACAAACAAACACUUGCUGGUUUUCAAGGGGAACUGCUAAACUUCAAGUUUCAAAAGAAAGGACUCCCAGAAAUCCAGCUAAGGCCAAAAAAUGUGUAACAUAGCACAACCUGCUAGAUGAUGGAAGCUACAGAACUUGAAUGAAUGAUUGCUGCUGGGAAUCCUACAUUUUGUAAUGGACUACAGCAUCCAGUGCAGAUGGAAAAGCUGCAGUUAGAGCUGUAACUAUGUGUGACAGAUUUUUGCUUGCAGACAAUCAAGGAUGAUGGAGGCAGUAACAGACCUCCUGCCCAUCUGCAUGAAGCACAAGAAACCUGUCAGAACAUGGGUACCACUAUUUGAGCCACAGAGCUGGGGCCAGGCUUGCCAAACACAGCCUUGUAAUGUCAAGUGCUGACUAAGCCAAGAUGCAGAAGCCACCAUGACAAGGAACAGAAGAAACUGCUGCUCACCACAAUGAGAAAUUCCCACUCUCCAUUUCCUCCAGAGAAGAAACCUUUCUGCUGAAAGGCUUCCUUGUUUGGUCUCACAGCAUGUGAAACAAAAGGGAAGAAAGCAAGCAGGGUGCUUCUGGCGGGAUCAGAGCUGCCUUUGUCACGUUACCAAGUGCUGGGCAGAGCUGUUCUGGUCACACAUCACAACUGCUCUGCAUGUUUUCUACAUCCCUAAUUCUGAAAGACACUCAAGCAUCUGCAUAACAUUUGAAAUACGUGUCUAAUUACAAGACAUGGUUUACAUCUGAAAGUGGUGUGUUAAGACUAAUUCUAAACCAAAAUAAUCCAUUACACUUCCAGUAUGAUCAUGUUAUGAAGUCCAACUUCAAGGUUGGCAGACUAUAGUUCUGAACAUUUGGCCUAGGGUUUUUCUUCCUCCAGAAAAUCCAAGAAAAUGAACUGGUAAGGAUUCAACAUCAACAAAAAUCCCCAAACUUAGGGGUUGGUUUUGUCAUUAUGUUUCAGGACAAACCGUAGUGCAGACUUUCAGAUACAGAGGGUGGAUGGUGGGGAUGGAAGUGGGCAGGCUAGGACGUGGACAACACAACAUGAACUCUCAUAUCCUCCCCAUCUCUACUUCAGUGUGAUUAACCUCUCUUAAUAGUCUUGUGUGUCUGUGCAACAUUUUUAGCAAUUGCUAACUGAGUGCCUGGUUGCAGGGUCUAAAGAAUAAACUUAAAACCAGGCAUUAAGGUUCAAGAUAUAGGUGCUUAGAAUGGAAUUCUGAAAACAAUUGUGCUGUACACUGAAAUACGGUACUUGAUUAUCUUCACUGCUUUCACUCCAUCCUGAACUGACACAAUGCUAAACAGACCCAAUUAAUUCAAUUAAAAAAGGCAACACUCGGUCUAGCAAAGUCAUUCAUUAUAAUAUUUAUUCUAUGAAACAAUGCUAAAAAUACAAGAUUAAAAACGUUCCAUGCAUUUCAUAAAAUACAGAGAAAGACACUGUCAUAAACAAAACAGAAUAAGCAAGCCAAACACCCUCUGAAAAUCCCAGGAGCUCCACUCUCCACAUUGCAUCACAUGAAUACAAAAAGUAUAUCCAGGAGAAAGAGCAGUCUGAGGAAAGUGGCAGGUGAUCUGUCAAUAACUGGGGUGAGUACAUGUCUUGGUCAUCAGCCCACAAGAGUUUUGCCAUCACCUUUCUUACUACAAAACCAAACUGAUUCAACUUGCUUUCCUUGCUACCAGUUCCUGGCAUUAUCUCUGGCUGGGAAACCAGGACAGCAUAGCAGAAUUCACAUUAAGUUGCUGUCCAGAGAGGUACUAGGGCCCAAAAUGUAGGUAGCUAUGGAAAGGUAUCAGGGCACAGUGGGUGAGAGGGAAUGGCAGCUGUUCCCUUGUUGGAAGCAGGCUGCAGGGACAUGCCUUGACCAGCUCCCCAGGAGCACAGCAGGUGGAAAAUGCACCCGCUAGAAAAGGAUGGGCAGAAUUCAUGCCCUAGGGUGACUUUGUGAUGCUUGUAGUCUGUUCUGUUUAUGCUGGAUAUUGAGUUCUGCACCUUUAAGACUGGUUCUGAGAGCAAAGGGCAGGAGAAGAAGUGCAGUUUGUUUGCAGAAACUGCACUUGCUCCCCUGCAUUGUCUCGCACGGACUGUGUUGUCUGCAGCAUGGGCAGCAGGACAGAGCUCUCCUUUGCCUUUAGUCAGCUUUUUUAGCUAGCUGAGGCAGAGAAGUUCCCCAGAUUGUGGUGUUUCUUUUUCUUGGAACUCACUGGUCCUGCUCUGGACUGAAAACC